Photinus pyralis (common eastern firefly) is the source of this 1014-nucleotide messenger RNA. RefSeq lists its product as uncharacterized. Bases 1 to 1014 code for a protein of 337 amino acids. Lineage: Eukaryota; Metazoa; Arthropoda; Insecta; Coleoptera; Lampyridae. The transcript has a single exon. Gene Ontology annotation, molecular function: DNA binding. Gene Ontology annotation, cellular component: nucleus. The record is from RefSeq and is a predicted model, not a curated record.
AUGGUAAGGACUUAUAAGCGCAAAACAUCGAGAGAUGAUAUUGAUGAAACUAUUGUCGCAAGAGCCCUUACAGAAAUUAGUAAUGGCAGAAUGUCAUUGCGUACAGCAGCAUCGGAAUUUGGCUUAAAGAAAUCAAUGUUGCACAAACGUUUCAAAAAGCAACGGAACACAACGGAAGAUUCCGGUGCAGAAUCUGAUACUGUAGACCAAGGCAAGUCAAAAUAUGCUAGCAAUCAAGUAUUUUCAGCAGAAGAAGAAAAUAUGUUGAAUAGUUAUCUUCUUAAAAGUUCAUCAAUUCACUAUGGUUUGACUUUGCGUCAAACAAGAACACUAGCUUACGAGUAUGCCCUUAAACUAAAUAAAAAAUUUCCCAAUAAAUGGAAUGUAGAAAAACAGGCGGGGAUUGACUGGAUGAAAUCAUUCUUAAAGAGACACAAAAACAUUUCUUUAAGAAAACCUGAAAACACUAGCCUCGCUCGUGCAACUUCCUUCAAUCCAGCAAACGUUAAUGCAUUUUUUUGUAAUCAUAAGAGCGUAUUAGAAAAAUUCAAAUUUGAACCAAACCGUAUACUAAAUUUGGAUGAAACUGGCAUAACUACUGUCCUACCCUCUCCAAAGGUUCUCACUGAGAAAGGCAAGAAACAAGUAGGUCAGAUAGUAUCUUCUGAACGUGGCCAGCUUGUUACCUUUGUAGGAAUUAUAACAGCAACAGGAAAUGCACUACCUCCAAUUUAUGUAUUUCCCAGGGUCCAUGCAAAAGACCACUUUGUGAAUGGCGGACCUAUUGGAGCUGUUGGUUUGGCUCAUAAAAGCGGCUGGAUGACUGCAGAGUUAUUUAUGAAUGUACUGAAGCAUAUUGUGCACCAUCUAUCACCGUCGAAGGAAAACCCCAUUUUAUUACUCAUCGAUAACCACAAAUCACAUAUAUCUCUGCCAGCUUUGUGUUUUUGUAAAGAGAAUGGUAUUGUUGUCCCGCGUUCCCACCGCAUUGCUCCCACAGGCUUCAACCACUAG